AUAGAAGAUGUUGUCAUUAGUGGUGUUUCAUGUCGACUUCCAGAAUCUGACAGUAUUGAAGAAUUCAAACAGCAUUUAAUAAAUAAAGAUGACAUGGUGACAGAUGAUGCAAGAAGAUGGCCAAAAGGACUUCAUGGCUUACCUGCAAGAAUGGGAAAACUAAAGGAUAUAACCAAGUUUGAUGCAGAAUUCUUUAAUAUUCAUCCAAAACAGGCUAACAGUAUGGACCCUCAAUUAAGAUUGCUGUUUGAAGUAACCUAUGAAUCUAUCACAGAUGCUGGUGUAAAUCCAGACAGUUUGAGAGGAUCAAGAACUGGUGUUUUUAUUGGUUGCAGUCUAUCAGAGUCACAUGAUGCUUGGUCUUCUGACCCAGAAAAAACUCUUGGUUACCAUUUGAUAGGAUGUCAUCGGACAAUGUUUGCUAAUAGACUCUCCUUUUUCUUUGAUUUCAAAGGUCCAAGUCUCAGUGUAGACACUGCCUGCUCUUCUAGUUUAACGGCCAUGGAUCAAGCUUUUCACAGCAUUAGACAAGGGCACUGUGAUGCAGCCAUUGUAGCUGGCUGCAAUUUGUGUCUUCGACCGACCACCUCGCUACAGUACAAUAAGCUUGGAAUGCUUUCAAAAGACGGCACUUGCAAAUCUUUUGAUGCAUCAGGUGAUGGGUACUGCAGAAGUCAAGGUGUUGUUGCUGUGUUUUUACAAAAACAAAAUGUAUCGAAGAGAAUAUAUUGUACUAUAUUACAUACUAGAUCAAACAAUGAUGGAAGGAAGGAAAAAGGAAUAACAUUUCCGUCUGGAACUGCACAGAAACAUUUAUUACAAAGUGUGUAUCGUGAUAUUUCUGUUAAUCCUGGCGCAGUAGAGUAUGUAGAGGCUCAUGGAACUGGUACGCAAGCUGGUGACACACAGGAACUUAAUAUUAUCUGCGAUAUUUUUUGUAAGGACCGUACAAGUCCUCUUCUGAUUGGCUCGAUUAAAUCAAACAUUGGUCACACAGAACCCGCAGCAGGUUUAGCAGCAGUCACAAAAUUGAUAAUUUGUAUGGAAAGUAAUCAGAUAACAGCAAAUCUACACUAUAUGAAACCAAGUCCUGAUAUCCCGGGACUUUCCAACGGUAAACUGAAAGUAGUCACAGAACACACAUAUUUUAACGGUGGAUUGGUUGCUGUGAACUCUUUUGGAUUUGGAGGUUCAAAUUCUCAUAUCGUUUUGCGACCUCAUCAAUGCAGUAAUAUAACAUCAUGUUACCUGUUAAAACGAUUAUUCGUCUAUAGUUCAAGGACAAAGAAGGGCUUAGACAGAGUUAUGGCCGCAGCCGAGGAACACAGCAGAAAUAUUCAUUUCCAUUCUUUACUAAAUGAAACUCGAAAUUGCAGUCAUAUCUAUAGAGGUUUUACUGUUCUAAAUGCAGAACAUCAGAUACAAGAAAUCCAAGCAGUAACAUGUAAGGAAAAUCGUCCAGUUUGGUUUGUAUUUUCUGGGAUGGAACAGAUGAUGGUCAUUCCAGCAUUUAGAGAGUCAAUAUUGAGAUCUGACACAGUGUUACAUCCAUAUGGUGUAGAACUUCAUAAUCUUUUGAUGAGAGGUUUAGAGAACGAUUUCAAGGAUACAUUAAAUUGUUUUAUUUGUAUCGCUGCAAUACAGGUAGCAUUGAUUGACCUCUUAUCUGUCACUGGUGUCAUGCCAGAUGGAAUUAUAGGUCAUUCAGUUGGAGAGCUGGCUUGUGGAUAUGCCGAUGGUUCCUUAACAGCAAAAGAAACUAUUCUAGCAGCUUUCUGGAGAGGCAAAUGUAUCCAAGAAGCAAAUUUACCACCAGGUGGCAUGGCUGCUGUUGGUUUGACAUGGGAAAAAGCUAUAGAAAUGUGUCCGCCAGGUGUAGUUCCUGCCUGUCAUAACUCCGAAGAUACAGUUACAAUUUCGGGUCCUGCAGCCUCUGUUACAAGAUUUGUAACAGAUCUUCAGAAGAAACAAAUCUUUGCAAAGAACGUCAAUAGUGCUGGUAUUGCUUUCCAUUCGAAUGAAAUGGCAAAAAUUGCACCAGCACUGAAAUCUACGUUGUCAAAUGUGAUCGUGCCAAAACCAAGAACUAAGAAAUGGAUAAGUUCGUCAAUUCCAGAGGACAAUUGGCACUUGGAUAUGGCUAAAUAUUCGUCCGCUGACUACCAUGUUAACAACUUAGUGAGCCCUGUUCUUUUUCAUGAAGCCUUAAAGCAUGUGCGUAACAAUGCUGUUGUCAUAGAAAUUGCACCUCAUUGUUUACUUCAAGCCAUACUUAAAAGAUCCCUUGGACCGAAGUGUACUUAUUUGGGGCUUAUGAAGAGAGAUCACCAAGAUAAUAUUGCAUAUUUCCUCACAAGCUUAGGAAAGUAUUGCUUCCUACAUGGAAUCAACUUGGAUCCUUUAAAGAUCUGUCAACCAAUUAAGUUUCCCGUGCCAAAAGAAACCCCAAUGAUAUCUUCUUUGGUAGAAUGGGAUCGUUCAGUGACAUGGGAUGUACCAAUUGCAGAAAACUUUUCUGCAGAGGCAUUAGGGUCAAAUAGUGGAUCCACACAUGAAAUUGAAAUGUCAAAUAAUUCACAAUACAGUUAUCUUAAUGGUCAUAGAAUUGAUGGACGCGUCUUGUUGCCUGCAACUGGUCUCCUUGUAUUAACAUGGAAGUCAUUUGCAAAGAUGAAAGGCAAGCUUUAUAAUGAAAUGCCUGUAAAAUUUGAGAAUGUGGCCAUCCAUUCGACAAUCAUAAUUCAGAAUGAAGGCAAAGUCAAGUUAAAAGUAAAUAUAAUGGAAUCAACAGGAACAUUUGAGAUCUCUGAAAAUGACACGCUGAAAUGCAGUGGUUCUAUAUCAGUUUUAUCUUCGCCUGUCAAAAAAGUCAAUAUGGACCAAAAAGAAAAAUUUCAACUGACCUCUACAGAUGUGUAUAAGGAAUUAAGACUUAGAGGAUAUGAGUACGGUGGGGAGUUUCGGGGCAUCCUUAACACUAAUAUAGAAGGUAGUAGAGGUGAAUUAGAAUGGAUUGAUAACUGGGUAUCUUACUUAGACACUAUGUUGCAAAUUUGGAUUUUAUGUACUGGAGAAAAUUGCUUGCGAUUACCCACAAGGAUUGCAGCUGUUUCGAUUGACCCACAAGCUCACAUAGAUCACCUUCGUCACACUAAAGAAAAACAAAAAUCAUCCUUUGUCAGAGUCGAACAAGAUCUCAACGUAGUGAUCUCUUCUGGUAUCGAAAUCUUAGGAUUUCAUUCAAAUAUGGCACCAAGACGUCAACAAACUUAUCCUGUCCUGGAAAAAUAUUGUUUUGUUCCUCACAAUUCAGAUGAAAUUGUAGGAAAUGAAAUAGUAAACUGUAUUGACAAUUGUCAUUUCUCUACGUUGUUCCUACUCCGUCUUAAACGAAAUAUAGUUGACGAAGAAAUUGUUAUUGUACCAGUUGAUGAGUUGAAUGGAUCUUGGUUUGAUGUUUUGAAAAACGAGUUCAUGGCAUCACAACAGAAAACCCUUUGGAUAACUGUGAAUUCUCAGCCACUAAGUGGUGUUAUUGGUAUGGUUAAUUGUCUAAGAAGGGAACCUGGUGGAAACAAACUGAGAUGUAUUUUCAACUAUGGAAAAACAGUUUUGGAUAUUUCAACAAAAAAUGAGGAAACUAAGCAGCUGAUUCGGAAGGACCUAGCGUUAAAUGUAUACAAAAAUGGACAAUGGGGGUCAUUCAAACAUUUACCAUUGACAAAAAGUAAGUUAUGUCAACAUGCUUAUGUCAAUAUUCAAACGAAGGGAGAUCUGUCAAGUUUGGCGUGGAUAGAAUCUCCUUUAACAAACUACUUAGAAAACAAAGGUAACCGACUGUGCAAUGUCCACUAUGGAUCACUUAAUUUCCGAGACGUUAUGUUAGCAACGGGGAGACUACACGCUGAUGCUAUUCCAGGAAAGCUAGCAGAGCAGGAUUGCAUUUUGGGAAUGGAAGUUUCAGGGUUAGAUGAUUUCGGAAAUAGAGUUAUGGGACUUGUUUCGUCAAAGGGUCUAGCAACAACUCUUUAUGUCGAUGAUAAGUUUUUGUGGUCAGUUCCAGACAACUGGUCUUUAGGGGAAGCAGCGACUGUCCCUGUAGUUUAUGCAACGGCAUAUUAUGCUUUAGUUGUAAGAGGAAGGAUAAAACCUAGAGAUCGAGUUCUUAUCCAUUCUGGAUCUGGAGGAGUUGGCCAAGCUGCUAUUUCUAUAGCCUUACAUUAUGGUUGUGAUGUUUAUACUACAGUUGGAUCAGAAGAUAAAAAGAUUUAUUUACAAAAGAGAUUUCCGCAAUUGAAUGAAAAGCACUUCAGUAAUUCUAGAUCAACAGAAUUUGAGUCUCAUAUAAUGAAAAUGACUGAGGGAAAAGGUGUUGAUUUGGUUCUGAAUUCGUUAUCUGAAGAAAAACUGCAUGCCAGUGUACGAAUAAUAGCUGAACAUGGCAGAUUCCUUGAAAUUGGAAAGUUUGAUCUAUCCAAAAAUACACCUUUAGGAAUGUCUAUAUUCCUAAAGAAUGUAAGUUUUCAUGGGAUCUUGUUGGAUGCGCUGUUUGAAGAGGAUAAUCAGGAUUGGAAAGAAGUUUCAGCAUUACUAACACAAGGCAUACAAUCAGGAACAGUGAGACCUCUAAAAUAUACAGAAUUUAACAACAACCAAGUAGAAGAUGCAUUCAGAUUUAUGGCACAAGGACAACAUAUUGGAAAAAUUCUAAUAAAAGUAGAUAUUUCGGAAGAUACCAGUAUUCCUACUAUUUUAGCAUUACCCAAGUCAUACUGUCACCCGAAAAAAUCCUACAUCAUAACAGGAGGUCUAGGAGGCAUGGGUUUAGAAAUAGGUCAUUGGCUGAUCAACAAAGGGGCUAAGAAUAUUGUCCUCACAUCAAGGUCAGGAAUCAAGAAUGGGUAUCAAACCAGGAUGAUACAGAAUUGGAGACGUAAAGGCAUCCAAGUUUCGAUAUCUUCUCAAGAUAUUGCAAAUGUAGAGUCAACAACUAGACUUAUUGCGGAAGCAGAAGACUUGGGACCUGUUGGAGGUGUCUUUCAUCUUGCUGUUGUAUUAAAAGACCAAUUGUUUGGGAACAUGUCAAAGGAUGAUUUUGAUGCUGUUUGCAGACCCAAAGUGAUUGGCACAAUUAAUUUAGAUAAGACAACAAGAAAGUCAUGUAAAGAAUGUUUGGAUUGGUUUGUUGUCUUCUCAUCUAUCGCAAGUGGGCGGGGGAAUGCUGGCCAGUCAAAUUAUGGAUUUGCAAAUUCUGUGAUGGAAAGAAUAUGCGAAGAUAGGAAAGAAAAUGGGUUUCCUGCAUUGGCUAUACAGUGGGGUCUGGUUGGGGAUGUUGGUAUAUUCUUGGAAAACAAGGGAACCAACGAAUCUGUAGUUGGUGGAACGUUACCUCAAAGGAUGAAAUCUUGUUUGAAUGUCUUAGAACAGUUCAUGAACCUGGAAUGCACAGUUGUAUCAAGCUAUGUGAUAUCAGAGAAGCGACAAAAAACUCACUCUGAUAGUGUCUCAAAAACCAGUGUUAUAGAAGCAGUGUGCCAUAUAUUGGGUAUCAAGGAUCCGUCAGCAAUUAAACCAGAAACCAAUUUAGUAGCUUUAGGAUUUGAUUCCUUAAUGGAUGUAGAAGUCCAACAAACACUUGAAAGAGAUUUUGAAAUCGCUUUGUCAAUGAAAGAAAUACGACACCUCACCUUUGCAAAUCUGAAGAAAAUGUCCUCAGAUAAAAUGACCAUGGCAAACUGAAAUCC
This is a messenger RNA of Mytilus californianus (California mussel), 5744 nucleotides long. RefSeq names its product fatty acid synthase-like. Gene Ontology annotation, biological process: fatty acid biosynthetic process. The record is from RefSeq and is a predicted model, not a curated record. Lineage: Eukaryota; Metazoa; Mollusca; Bivalvia; Mytilida; Mytilidae. Gene Ontology annotation, molecular function: 3-oxoacyl-[acyl-carrier-protein] synthase activity; fatty acid synthase activity; phosphopantetheine binding.